Messenger RNA from Dendronephthya gigantea, 2347 nucleotides. RefSeq names its product phospholipase A2, minor isoenzyme-like. Gene Ontology annotation, biological process: lipid catabolic process; phospholipid metabolic process; arachidonate secretion. Bases 846 to 1310 code for a protein of 154 amino acids. Gene Ontology annotation, molecular function: phospholipid binding; calcium ion binding. The record is from RefSeq and is a predicted model, not a curated record. The transcript has 7 exons. Lineage: Eukaryota; Metazoa; Cnidaria; Anthozoa; Malacalcyonacea; Nephtheidae.
UGGAGUUAACACUGCUUAACUCCUUUUUAAGAGUUACAUUUUAACCCCUAAAUGAUAGUUAUUCUGACUGCAAAAACGGAGUUAAUAUUUUACUCCAAAUCUGGAGUUACUUUUAACUCCAAAAAGUGAGUUGUUCUGUACCUUUUUCCGUAACUCCUAUUUUAGGAGUUAAAAUAACUCCCUCAAAAUAACAGUGCAUGGGUUGAGAAUUUAGUUGUAUAUUAGUGACUUAUUGUCCAAAUAUAACAGUCACAUAACUCAAUAUUAUUGGUGAAAAGAUAUUAAUAUUGGAAUAUUAAAGGUUUUGUUAUAUAACUGUAAAUGAACCAAAGUAUAUAUAUUUAAUGUUAUCAUGCACCCACGAAUACUUAGUUUGUGUUUGUUGAAAUGAUUAAAAUGGUCAAUGAGCAUGGGUAAGACUCAGUCGCGAAGUAUACUUGUAAGAAAUAAAGCAUGAACAUUUAAAUGCAGAGACAUUCAUUGUCGUAAUACGGAAAAACAUGCAACCUGAUCUGAUGAAGUGAAGCAAGAGUAUUCAUGUUAAAGACCUGCGAUGUUUAUUGAAUUUAAGCAAGGUCGACUCGGGGUCGAAUUUAAGUAUUUUCAUUUUCCGAUCGAGCUGAAACGGAAGAUUAACGCUAUGAUUAACGGUGAGAUAGUUGUGUCUCGUGACGGCAAACAGUCGUUUUUAUAUGAACAUAUAUUGACAUGAUUGCUGUAAAGUGUCUCAUUCCAAUGAUUCCAUAACAGGAGGCGAACACUUAGACAGUGCACUAGAAUUGGUCGAUCUUUUUUUCUUAACAAAUAUACGCUUUACUUCAACUCAGUUUAUCGUAAGUUCGAGAAUGGGUAGAGAAACGCUUCAUUCUACGAAUUUUCAAAUGUUUUUUAUCAUUGUGUCCUUGGUGAUGUUCACUUGCUCCGAUACUGUACAAUCCAGCCGAAGUCGAAGGAGCGUAGUGAAUUUUGGCCGUAUGGUUAGGUGUGCCACCGGGCGAGAUCCGUUUGAUUUCGUGAAUUAUGGUUGUCACUGCGGUCUGGGAGGUCGAGGCAAAACCCUUGAUGAUAUUGACAGAUGCUGUCACAGUCACGACAGAUGUUAUCGACGACUUCGCUCGAAAGGAAUUUGUAAUAUAUUUCAAAUAUACUUGAAGUCUUAUCGCCACUCUUGUUACAAAUGCAGCUCCAGAAAUACUGGAUGUUCAAAGGGACUUUGUAUCUGUGAUCGAAAGGCAGCAAAGUGCUUCAAGCGACACGUGAAGAAGUACAACAGGAGGAUGAAACACGUUGAGAAGGACAGAAUGUGUUAGAUUCAUCAGUGUUAUCACAGACUUGACUGUCUUGACAUUUGCAUGAACAAAUAUGUGGGAAAUCUUGUAGUCUGAGGUUUUAUUGCCUAUAUGUCUAUGAUAGCACAGAAUAUACUUCACGUAAAGAAAAUUAACUGGUAUAGUCGUCUUAAAAAUCAGAGUAGUUUUGAAGAGUGAAUUUCAACGGCACAGUUGUAAAAUAUGCCUUAAAAUGAACCCCAUGCAUGUAUAGUAUUUUGCCGAAGCCGGAUGCUUCAGGUGCAUCACCAAACAUUUUUUGAUAUGAAAAUAUCCAACAAUCUCUAAACUUUUGAAGAAUCGUGCUUGAGAAAAUCGUCCUUUAAAUACGCCGAAAUACUUCCCUAUAUAUGGCUAGAAGGACCUGAACUGCGCGGCCUAUUUUGAGAGGAAAAUUAUAGACGCGGUAAAGUUUGAAGAAAAUUGUCCCUGACUAGUAAACAGUUGGUGUACACAGUCUCCAGGUGCGCAAACAGCUGAUACCAAUAUUGCAAUAGAGAUGAAAAAAGGCUCCUAUAAACCUUUCCGUAUAAAUUACAUUGAGACAGCUGCGUCACGUAAUCACUGAAUCAACGGUCAAGUGAUUGUGCCUCAUUGUCGACGCUUCGAGAUCUGUAUGAACUGUGUUUCUAAUUGUUCUCUUGCAAAAGUUUAUUCGCGAUCUAUAUACCGGUGCUCACCACAGUAUUGACCCGACAUCGUUGAGUGAUUAUGAGGAUGUUCCUGGCGUUUCUUUUCAUCGUAUUUUCCCUCUCGAGUUCCUUAAGUUCAGGAGCUAAAACAGACGAAGGACGAUACCGGAGAAGCUUACUCAAUUUCGGACAAAUGAUAUUUGCGGGAACAGGAAGGAGCCCUUUUGAUUACAAUGGAUAUGGUUGUCAUUGUGGGAAAGGUGGUCAUGGGAAAGCAUUGGGAUGAGUUGAUAGGUGUUGUGAGACACACGACCGAUGCUACAAAGAAUUAAAAGAUAGAAGAAUAUGCAGUGGUUGGGGAAUUUAUAUUGUGCAUUACAAAACCUC